Messenger RNA from Prunus avium (sweet cherry), 1341 nucleotides. RefSeq names its product F-box family protein. Gene Ontology annotation, molecular function: protein binding. The record is from RefSeq and is a predicted model, not a curated record. NCBI's taxonomy places the organism in Eukaryota, Viridiplantae, Streptophyta, Magnoliopsida, Rosales, Rosaceae.
UUCAUUUGCUCCAUCCCUCCCUAUAAAACCCAACUCUUCACACCCUUCUUUGUCACCACUCAAACCUCCACUUUCGCAUCCAAAAUUAAGACAAUGGGUUUUUCUGCUACAUCACUCACCGUCGAUCAGGGCGACGGCGCUUCGAUCUCCGCCGUCCAUCCCGACAUAAUCAUGGCCCACAUCUUCACCCGCCUCGACGGCCAGACCUUGGCCUCCGCCUCCUGCGCAUCCUCCCAAUUACACGCCUUCUCCACAGAAGGAAAACUCUGGCGGGACAUCUGCUCUGCCACGUGGCCUUCCGUCGCCGAUCCACGUGUCGACGACCUCAUUUCCACUUUCCCAGCCGGUCACCGCUCGUUCUACUCCGACUCUUUCCCGCUCCUCGACAACUCUCCCUCCCAAUUCGAUCUCAGCCGUCCGUCUUCACCUCCCACCACGGAGCUAAUCUCCGCCGUCGAUAUCUUUUACAAAGACCAGCUGAUUUUCUCCAAGGUUCAAGAGUCCGAGACCGAAUCCGGGUGGUUCCUCUGCUCGCCUUUCCGGGUUGACUUACUUGACCCGAAAGAAACAGUUCCGACACCAAUCCGCCAAGUCGGAGAAGACCAGGCGUCGCUGAAGCAAUUGGAGGAGAACUUGAGUUUGAGCUGGAUCGUGAUCGACCCGACCAGGAAGCGGGCGGCGAAUUUUUCGAGCCGGAGGGCGGUUACGGUGCAGCGGCAUUGGUUGACCGGGGAGAUACAGUUGCGGUUCGCGACGAUUUUGGCUGGGGAGAAGAGAGGGGAGUUCGUGCAGUGCGGGAUGGUGGUCACGUGCAAUUGGAGCGAAGGCGGGGAGCUGCACGUGAGGGAGGUGAGCAUGCAGGUGGAGGGCAUGGAGGGGAAUCAUUUGAACGGGAGGGAGAGUUUGGUAAUUUUGGAGAGGGCGAUCGAGGGAGGGAAGAGGAGGAAGGAGGUGAAGGGGAAGGGGAGAUUUGAGGAGUAUUUGGAGAUGAAGAGAGAGAGAAGAGAGAGAAACGAGAGGAGAGAGAAGACUUUGGACAUGAUCUGCAUUGCCACUGGGGUUACUAUUUUCUUCACCUUUUGGUCCUUCGUCUUGUUCAGAUAGAGAGAUGCAUCAUAUCAACCCAGAAGCAAAAACAGUUGGGUUUGAUUUACAGUUAUUACAGUUUAAUUCUUUAAACGAAAAAACAAAAUUUCAUAUACAAAAUGGAUAUUGAUUAUAUAAUCUUUUUUUUUUUUUUUUUACAUAUGUGAUUAUGUAUGUAGCUAUAUACACCAUUGGAUUGGUUCAAAUUAAAUGAAAGAUGUGCCCCUUUUUCUAUUAUAAAUCUCUUUAUUUACA